This is a messenger RNA of Falco peregrinus (peregrine falcon), 6627 nucleotides long. RefSeq names its product zinc finger and BTB domain containing 47 (gene ZBTB47). The transcript is spliced from 6 exons. The record is from RefSeq and is a predicted model, not a curated record. Gene Ontology annotation, molecular function: DNA-binding transcription factor activity, RNA polymerase II-specific; RNA polymerase II cis-regulatory region sequence-specific DNA binding; protein binding. NCBI's taxonomy places the organism in Eukaryota, Metazoa, Chordata, Aves, Falconiformes, Falconidae. Gene Ontology annotation, biological process: regulation of transcription by RNA polymerase II. Gene Ontology annotation, cellular component: nucleus. Bases 452 to 2602 code for a protein of 716 amino acids.
GGAGCCGCCGCCGCUCCGCAUUCCUCCGUCUUCCUAAAAGGGGCUAACAUGGCGAUGGGCAGGAUGAGGUGAAGAAGAGAAGGAGGAGAGGAGGGAAAAAAAAAAGAAAAAAAAAAAAAGGAAAAAAAGGAGAAAAAAAAAAAAGAAAAAAAGGGGGAGAGGAAAAAAAGGAAAAAAGGAGGAGGAAAAAAAGAAGGAAAAGAGGGACGGGGGAUGCAAGCAGGGCUGGCAGCAGCGGCGCGAUAAUUUCCCCCCCCACCUCCUCCAAAAAAAAAAAAAAAAAACCAGCAAAAAAAGCCAGCCAAAAAAAAAAAAAAAAAGAAAAAAAAAAAAAAGCAACCAACCCAGCAAACCACCCAACCCAACAUUUCUUUUUUUUUCAUGGAGAGCAAAAACCCCAGGCAAGCGGAGGAGGACCGGGACUCCUUUGCGCGGAGACCUUUGCAUCAAAAUGCUGAUAGUCGAAAAAACGACUGACUACCCUUCGGCUGAGUACUCCCUGGUGGAGGAUGUAGCCCUCCACUUCACGUGUUUGAUGGACAGACUGAACGAGCAGCGCCUCUUUCAGCCGGACCUGUGCGACGUGGACAUCGUGCUGGUGCAGCACAAGAGCAUCUUCCCAGCGCACAAGGGGGUCCUGGCAGCCUACAGCCAGUUCUUCCACUCCCUCUUCACCCAAAACAAGCAGCUGCAGCGCGUGGAGCUCUCUCUGGAGGCCCUCACCUCGCAGGGCCUCCAGCAGAUCCUCAACUUCAUCUACACCUCCAAGCUCCUCGUCAACUCCUGCAAUGUGCAGGAUGUGCUGAACGCGGCUGCCGUGCUGCAGAUGAACAACAUUGCCUCCUCCUGCCAGGACCUCCUCGACACCCGCUCGCUCAGCCUGGCCGCCGACAUGGCCCUGCCCGCUGAGGGCUGUGCUGGACCCCCCCCGUACUACUGCGAGAUCAAGCAGGAGGUGGAUGCCCCCCACCCCAAGAUCUACGCCCGGGAGGGCAACGACCCCUACUCGGUGCGGGUGGAGGACGGAGCAGGUGGUGGGGCGCUCCCCCCUGUUCCAGCCAAGCAGUACUACAAGGAGGAGAAGGACGGUGGUCCAGGUGCUGUCUGUAAGAUGGAGGGCGAGGAGUCCGAGGAGGACCUGGACAACCAGAGCUCGUACAACCGGGAGCAAAUCAUCGUGGAGGUGAACCUCAACAACCAGACCCUCAAUGUCUCCAAGGGCAUGGAGGGGAAGGCAGCCACCAGCGAGGCAGCCGUGAUGGGGCGACCUGACGGUGAUGGGCGUGACACAGAGGAGGAUGGGGAGGAGGAAAAUGAGGAAGGGGAGGAGGAGGAGGAAGAGGAGGAGGAUGCAGAUGUGGGUGAGGAGGAGGAGGAGGAGCACAGCGAGGAGGAAGACCUGGAGGAGACGACAGAAGAAGAGGACGAUGACGAUGACGAUGAAGACGCGUUGGAGGUGAAAAGGGAAAAGGGUGGGCAGCCCCGCAGAGGCAGCCGAGCUUCCAAAGCCACCAAACCUGCCAUGGCAACCAGGUCCCAGGAGAUUGCCAAGGUGGAAGAGGAGGAGGAGGAGGAAGAGGAAGGCCAGCGAGGGAGGAAGAGGAAAAAGGAACAGGACAGUUUGGGCCAGAAGGUGAAGCUGGAGGAGAAGCAGCACUACCCGUGCAAGAAGUGCCCCCGGGUCUUCAACAACCGCUGGUACCUGGAGAAGCACAUGAACGUCACACACAGCCGCAUGCAGAUCUGCGACAAGUGUGGCAAACGGUUCCUGCUGGAGAGUGAGCUGCUGCUGCACCACCAGACCGACUGCGAGAAGAACAUCCAGUGUGUGACAUGCGGGAAGGGGUUCAAGAAGCUCUGGUCCCUCCACGAGCACAACAAGAUUGUCCAUGGCUAUGCUGAGAAGAAGUUCUCCUGCGAGAUCUGCGAGAAGAAGUUCUACACCAUGGCACACGUGCGCAAACACAUGGUUGCUCACACCAAGGACAUGCCAUUCACCUGCGAGACUUGCGGGAAGUCCUUCAAGCGCAGCAUGUCCCUCAAGGUCCAUUCGCUCCAGCACUCUGGGGAGAAGCCUUUUAAAUGUGAGAACUGCAACGAGCGCUUCCAGUACAAGUACCAGCUGCGCUCCCACAUGAGCAUCCACAUUGGCCACAAGCAGUUCAUGUGCCAGUGGUGCGGCAAGGACUUCAACAUGAAGCAGUACUUCGAUGAGCACAUGAAGACACACACGGGUGAGAAGCCCUACAUCUGCGAGAUCUGCGGGAAAAGCUUCACCAGCCGCCCCAACAUGAAGCGGCACCGCCGGACCCACACAGGCGAGAAGCCGUACCCGUGCGACGUCUGCGGCCAACGCUUCCGCUUCUCUAACAUGCUCAAAGCCCACAAGGAGAAAUGUUUCCGCGUCAGCAACCCCUUGGCUUCGGACACAGCCGCCCCCCAACCCACCGCCAGCCUGGCUCCGCUGCCCCCUGGCCCUGGCGUCUCCCCCCUGCCCCUGCCGCUGCUCCAUCCUCUUCCACAGACCCUCCCUCCUCCUCCUCACCUACCACCACCCCCUCCCCUGUUUCCCGCAGGGAGGAUAAAUUCGAACAACAACUAGGUGCCCCCACUCCAGCCCUGUGCCCGCACGGACUGCUCUGCCCUUCGGGAACGCCUCCCUCCGGGGAGCCAAGGCUUCGCUUGCUCUCUACCCCCCUUCCUCCUCGUUUUGGGGUUGUUUUGGGGUUUUUUUUCCCUUUUUCUCACCCGUCAUUCUCCACGGAGAGGGGUAGCAGGAGGAAGCCUUCCCCCCGAGGACUGUGGGUGUUGCGGGGGGAGCCAUUGUCCGUCCGUAAGGGUGUAGGUGAUAGGCAUCACUUUCUUGUUUCACCUUCCUGCGCAUCAGCUUCAUCCUCAUGCCGGGAUGCUGGCGAGGCUCGGAGGAGCAAGAUGCUGCACAGUCCAGGGUUGAGCUCACCGGCGUCGUGCGCCUGCUCGCUAGCCGAAUGACUGCCUACCAGCACUUCAGUAUUUAUGACAAGCUGAAAUCUAGCUAGUGGUGCUUGAAUCCCCGUACUGUAAAUCUGGUCUUUCAAUUCAGGCUCUUUUCCCAAGAGGUUGAGAGGUGGGCACCACAGAGGAGCCCCCGCUGGCCCCAUCUGCUCUCCCUGGUGGCCCGCGGCAAGCGAGCAGAUGUCCCUGUUGGAAAGCCAUCAGCCCGCUCUUGUUAGCAGCCCUCAACAUGUCUUCCUUCCCCGCGACAGCUUUUCCUCCUCAAUGGGCAAAAGCACAAACACCAGUGUUGCAUCUUGGGGCAGCAGCAGCUUGCUGUCCGAUCAUUUUUGGGGUGUCCUAGGGGAGCUGGGCUCUGGCGUGCCCUUUCUGCUUAUCCCAGCAGGAGCUGGACUUCUGGGGAUGCUCAGGAGUUGGCAAGGUGUCCCUGGGAGAGCUCCGAUGGCUUCAGGACCAGUGGGAGGGUGGCCUAGGACAGAGAAGCAGGACACCGCUGUUACUCGGCAGAAUCGGCCCAGAAUAGUGCCUUAACAAUUUGAAUAAACCCCUGACUGAUGGGUGAGCCCUGGGUUGGGUCCCAUUGCAAGGUACAGAGCUAAAGCAAGACCGCGUUCAGCCUGAUGGCGAUGUCCCAUCCUCCAGCAUGUUGCCUGUGUCGCUCUCCCAAGCUUUGCCUCCCCCUGUGGGGCUGGCAUCUGUUGCUCUGCCCUGGCUUGAGGGGACCACAGGGGACUGGUGAAGGUUGUGGUUGCUUUGGUGAUGCCCCACGGUGUUGGCUAGUGCUUCUCUGACCACGUUGUGUUUGUUGAAGUUGAGCUGGUCUUCGGUUUCAGUUAUGCAGGCUGGCUUCAUGCUGGCAGAGGAGAAGAGGAAGGCUUCGCUGUUGUUACCUUUGUGUUGGAGGCUGGCAUCCAAGCUGAGUUUCUGCCCUGGGGUGCCAGGUGUUGGCUUGACCACAGUUUCAUGGUCUCCCUGCCUCGGAAAGUGCCCCCUUUGGGGUCAGGGGAACUGGGAGCGCUGCAGGGGCUGGCUGCACAGCAUCCAGCACGGGCAGAGAGAUGCUGGCCGAGAGGUGGGGUGCCUUGCAGCUGGUGCUUUGCUCCCAAGGCCAGUGCUGUGGAUGCGUGCGGAUGGUGGGUCAGGUUGUGAAGGAGGUGAUGAGCAGGGCAGUUGGUAGGCAGGAAGGAAGAGAGGGCAGUGAGCAGGCUGUAGGAGGCCUUUCUCAUUUGCACCUUGUUCUGGGUGAUGGCAGGGUGCUGGGGGCAUCGAGCCACAUCUGGCUCUGCAAGGAGUCUUGGUGCUUCAUCUCCUGGACCAAGUCAGCAAAGCAGUUGGGCAGCAGUGAGGCUGUCCCUGCAGAGAUGGGGGGAUUCAGCCACGUGCGCAGGGGCUUUGCUGACCAGGGGCGUGCAGGAGCAUUAGCCUGGUAGGGGCAGGACAGGGGAGCACUUGCUCUUUGCCUGGGUGCUCUUUGAGGUGACGGGUUAGGUGGCUGGUGUCCCCUCCUGCUGAGCGGUGCCUGCCCUGUGCCUGACGUCUGUGGAAAGCUGGUUGUUGUUGUGAAUGUUAGCAUUUUGGAGCAACAAACUGCUUUUCAUCCUCAUGUUGGCUGGGAUCCUGUGGACCUCCAGCACUGCUGUCAGUACCAGUAAGCUUACCCUCAUCUCCAUCUGCUUUGAGCAAAAGGAGGAUGCUAUGGCAGAGCUGCCUUGCUGUGUUGACCUUUUCAGAUGGGUACCAAAGGCUUCUCUGCUCUCCUUCCUCCAUGACCCUGGGGCUUAUUGGGAUGGUGCAAACUCUUCUCAAGCACACACCCAUGAGGGAUGCGGGCACUCAGCUCUUGGGGCCAUUGGGUUUCUGAAGGGACCGUGACCCAGACUGGAAGAUGUUUGCUUUAGAGAAGUGUUCAAUGAUACCCUUGGAGGUGUUGGAGAGCCUCAGUAGAGUGGUCUGUGCUGUCUCCUCUUCCCCUGUCUCCCAGAUCCUAUCCACUUGGGCUGUCUUGUGCUUCUAUCCCCUCACACUCAGCCUUGAGAUGAGAUGGGGGCACUGCACCCCAAGAAGGGCUUACCUUGCCUGUGUGGUCUCCUGUGAUGGAGCCCACCAGCCUGUGUGGCUGGUAGACUUCUCCCCCCAAGUAAACACCCACGCCAACAUGUGCUCCCUUGUACUGCUCACCUGGAGGUGGCUUUCCCUGUCCCAGUUGAUCUUCUCCCAGUGAGGACCUGUCCCGCUUGGAUGGCACUGUGAGAUGAGAGCACCUCGUUGAGGCUAGAAGCCAGUGGAAAGCCCAGUGACUGAUCCCAGCCGCGUCCGAUCCCCUUCGAGAGCCUGCUCAUAGAGCCACUUGGAGACGUCGAGAUGUGACCAUGCACACAGCACUUUGGAGAACCAGAUCCCUGCUGCUCCCUCCCCUCUCCAAGGCCUGGGCAGUUCCCAGGAGUCCUACAUGGUCUCCGAGCCCUUUUGUCUACACCCUUACUUGGCCACAAUGUGUCUCUUCAUGUCUGGUUUUCGUUAAUGUACUAAGAGCUCAAACAAGACGCUCCUGCAGCGUCUCAUCCUGCAUCCAUCCCGGUCGGCCCUGUUGGCACCUGUUGGGUUAGACGGGGUGGAAGGCGGGGGAGUUGGGUCUGUUGUUUUCAAGCUUUUAAUGUUUUAUUUUAAAAUUUUUAUUUUUUUUUUUUUUUUAACUCUUGCACCUUAAUCUCUCACAUCCCUUCUUUGGCAGACCGCGAGGGUGGAGAGGAGCUUGAUUUCCAUUACGCAGUUCAUGAAUAUGCCGCAACAUUCAGCUGACAGCUCUGCCCAUGCGCCUAACCCCAGACCUGUCCGGGUUGUAAUUUUGCCCCCCCCCCCCCUUCAUUUGCACUCUGGGGAGGGAGGGAGUCACGUGGGGAGGGUCAUUUUUGGUUUAUAGAUCCCAGGAGCCUGGUAGCACAGACCAGUUAGCCUCAUCACAUGCGUGAGGCACAGCUGGCCCUUCGGACCACAGCCAUAACCCCAGCGCGGUGGGAAGGAGAUGAUGGAUGGACGGCCGGCAGGUGGGAACGGCUGUGACAGUGCAAUAGAGACGAGCAUCCGCUGCUAGACAACUCCACUGAUCAAACUCUUGGUUUGGCCGAAGUCGAGAGGGAAGGAUGGACGGACAGACACCCUUUGUUCACACGGAUGGAGAGAGCUUCCCCACGCGCAGCCCUGCCUAGUGACACGUAACCAUGACGGGAGUUGGGUCGAACUUGCUAAAGGAAGAAAAUAAUAAUUAGAACGAGGGAAAAAUUGGAGUAAGAACAACCUCAGUAGCAUGGAACUUGAAGGAAACUAAUGAAACCCCAAGCACUUGCCUCAAAACUAGUUUCUCAUGCCUGGUGUUUGGCUCUGUUUAUUCUACGGCAUUCAGUAUCGGUUGCCCAAACAUGCCAAGUUAAAGAGUGUAUUGGUGGCUCUACUAGUGUGAACAAACUAAACAAAGCACUUUAUUCUGUAUAGAUAAGGGAAGGCGGGGAGGGGAGGGGAAGCUUGGAUGCUUUUCGGAAGCAUCUUAAGUAAUGUUCUAGGAAAUGUAUUAUUAUUAUUCCUUUUUUUUUUUUUUAUGACCAUGUGUAAUCAAUAUAUGUUUAUCUUUAACUCCAA